ACCUGCUGCCUGGGUUACUGGGAGCAACACAGACGCCUCGAGUUACAGGCGCCCUCUCCCUGGCCCGGCCGGAGCGGAGCCGCCGCCAUGGAGCGCUCCCUGCACCGCGUCUCCCUCGGGAGCCGGCGCGCCCAGCCGGGCUUGUCCUUCUAUCUCACCACCUUUGGUCAGCUAAAGCUGUCCAUUGAUGCCCAGGCCCGGGUUCUGCUGCUCCACGUCAUAGAAGGCAAAGGCCUGAUGAGCAAGGAACCUGGCGUCUGUGAUUCCUACGUGAAGAUUUCUUUGAUCCCUGAGGAUAAUCGACUAUGCUGCCAGAAGACACAGACUGUUCCGGACUGCAGAGAUCCCAUCUUCCACGAGCACUUCUUCUUUCCUGUCCAAGAGGAAGACGAACAGAAGCGCCUCCUGGUCACUGUGUGGAACAGGGCAGGUGACUCCAGACAAAGUGGACUUAUCGGCUGCAUGAGCUUCGGGGUGAAGUCCCUCCUGACUCCGGACAAGGAGAUCAAUGGCUGGUACUACCUGCUGGGGGAGGCCCUGGGCCGGACCAAACACCUGAAGGUGGCCAGGCGGAGACUGCGGCCCCUGAGAGAACCGUUGUUGAGCAUGCCGGGAGGUGAGGAUGCUGAGAACGGGGAGAAACUCAAGAUCACCAUCCCGCGGGGGAAGGACGGCUUUGGCUUCACCAUCUGCUGCGACUCUCCGGUCCGAGUCCAGGCCGUGGAUUCCGGGGGCCCGGCUGAGCAGGCAGGGCUGCAGCAGCUGGACACGGUACUGCGGCUGAACGAGAGGCCCGUGGAGCACUGGAAAUGCGUGGAGCUGGCUCACGAGAUCCGGAGCUGCCCCAGCGAGAUCGUCCUGCUUGUAUGGCGCAUGGUCCCCCAGGUCAAGCCAGGGCCAGACGGAGGGGUCCUGCGACGGGCCUCCUGCAAGUCGACCCUCGACCUCCUGUCACCCCCCAAUAAGCGGGAGAAGAACUGCGCCCACGGGGCCCAGGCCCGGCCGGAGCAGCGCCACAGCUGCCACCUGGUGUGUGACAGCUCGGAUGGGCUGCUGCUCGGCGGCUGGGAGCGCUACACCGAGCUGACCAAGCGUGGGAGCCAGCACACCCUGCCCGCGCUGUCCCGCGCCACGGCCCCCACUGACCCCAACUACAUCAUCCUGGCCCCACUGAACCCUGGGAGCCAGCUGCUGCGGCCUGUGUACCAGGAGGACGCCAUCCCCGAGGAAUCAGGGAGUCCCAGUAAAGGGAAGUCUUACACGGGCCUGGGGAAGAAGUGUCGGCUGAUGAAGACGGUGCAGGCCAUGAAGGGCCGCGGGAACUACCAGAACUGCCCCGUCAUGAGGCCGCACACCCCGCACUCAAGCUAUGGCACCUACGCCACCCUGGCCCCCAAGGUCCUGGUGUUCCCCGUCUUUGUCCAGCCUUUAGAUCUCUGCAACCCCGCCCGGACCCUCCUGUUGUCGGAGGAGCUGCUGCUGUAUGAGGGGCGAAACAAGGCUGCCGAGGUGACACUGUUUGCCUACUCAGACCUGCUGCUCUUCACCAAGGAGGAUGAGCCGGGCCGCUGCAACGUCUUAAGGAACCCCCUCUACCUCCAGAGCGUGAAGCUGCAGGAAGGUUCUUCAGAAGACCUGAAAUUCUGUGUGCUGUAUCUCGCAGAGAAGGCAGAGUGCUUAUUCACUUUGGAAGCGCACUCGCAGGAGCAGAAGAAGAGAGUGUGCUGGUGCCUGUCGGAGAACAUUGCGAAGCAGCAGCAGCUGGCGACUCCAUCCCCCGACAGCAAGAAACUCCACCCUUAUGGCUCUCUCCAGCAGGAGAUGGGGCCGGCCAACUCAACCAAUGCUACCCAGGAUAGAAGCUUUACCUCAUCAGGACAGACUCUGAUUGGCUGAGCAAACCCAAGGGCGGGACUCUGCUUCUGGCAACUUAACCCUUUCUUGGGCAUCCCCUACCACAGAGUAACCUCACCUCAACUGGACCCAAAUCGGAGGACCAAGAUGUUGGGCCUAGGGUCAUCUGAAGGGAGUGGCCCCACGGGUUGUGUGGACUGGCGUCAGAAGGACCACAGUGGUGUCAGAGGCCCUGUGGGCAGAUGCAGACUGCAUCCAAAAGUCCCAAGUGGAGAAGAACCAGAAGCUUAUUCCCUGCAGGGAAGAAGGAGGUGAAAUAGCAUGUGGGCUUCCGGUGGUUCCAGCACCUGCCUUGAGGGCAGGGGGAGAGGUCGGGAGAGGUCAGCGCUGACGGAGAACAAUGCCAAAAUGCCCCGCUGCCAGAAGAUAUCUCCACCGCGUCACUCAUUUGUCAUCUGUACUCAAGCAUUCAUCCCUUCACUCUUCGGAUAUUUUGAGGGCAUGCGCUUUAUGCCAGACUCUGUGCUAGGAGCCUGAGAUAACUAUGGAGGGUGAGGUGGACGUGGUCUCUGCUCUCAUCUUAGUAGAGGAGUGAGCAUUACGUAAAGGUUAACACACACACACACUCGCACACGUGGUUAUGAACUGAGAUAAUCUAUGAAGGGAAAGAAAGGAUUCUUUCAAGAGUGAAUGUUGUGUAGAUGGCUAUAGGGGUGGGGGAGGGGCAGGGGACAAGCCUGACUUUGAAGCCACGACCUGCAGGCCAGAAAGGAGUUAGCCAGUCAGGGACUCUGGAAGGAAUGUUCCCAGCAGACCGGAACAGCUUGUGAAGAGUGCCUGAGAUAGGGUAGGGGUGCGGCGUGCUGGAAGGAUGGAGGCCAGGCCACUGGAGCUUGAGUUUAGUGAGGAGGAAAGACCACUGGGUAGGGACCAAGUGGUUCGGGACUGUGGUGGUUCGUAUUAUCCUGAGAGUUCAGGUCUGGGCACAGUGGGAAGCCACUGAAAGCUUUUGAGAAAGGGAGUCACAGGGUCUCGGGGACCAUUUCUGGUAGAACCCAAGUUGGGGAGUUCCUUAAGUCCUCCAGAUGAGGGGCGAUGGCGACCUGUCCUGGAGGGGCGCUGGGAAGGUCAUUAUGUGCGUGUCCAGACCCUGGGGGUAGCGGAGGCUCAGAUAAGAGUCUCCUGUGCUCCGCCUGUCUCACCCUCCACCAUGUCUGACUUUCAGUGGAUGCAAGCCAGGGCGAGGCCGUCCUCACAGAGCUCCCUCCUAGUGAAGCCUGGGUGGGGACCAGGGCCGAGUAUUGAGAAUGUCCCCGGGAGCUGGGAGUACUGGGGCUUCUCCAGGCCUCAGCAGCGGUGGCCUGUGCUGUCUGUCCAUCCGAUGCUAAAUGGGCUGAUAGGAAACUGGAAUUCAGCCCCUGGGAAGCUGACUGGGCUUGCUUUCCACGGAGCUCCCGAGACUCAGGGACCAGGGCUAAGUGUGGCUUAGCACCUCUAGGGGAGACCUGUCCGGCUGUGAGGCUUAUUGGUGACCUACCAGGGGACAGUGGUGAGAGGCCAGUGUGGGGCAGCUUUCACGUCCUUCUGUCCAGACAAAACUCACACACAAAGGGCAUGUGUAGGAGCAGGGCCUUUUGCCUAGAAAGGAGGUCAGAGAGGCGGGGCUUCAGUUUAGGGAAGUUCCCUUGAACACUCGGCGUUGUGUCCUGUAAGAUCCUCUCUGUGUUCUAAGAGGAGCCUUGUGCCCUGCUGAAUUUGCUCAGCUGCUUUGGCUACCUGAACCUCAAGAAGGGUCGUCCAAUAGAGAAUUCUUCCCUUAGCCUUCCACAGAUGGCCCUUCCUCCCAGCCUAGGAAAGAUCAGACAUGUGGUAGCAGUAAUCUAACAGGGGAUCAGCCCGGUGCCCUACCCAGCAGGGGAGUAGCCAGCCAGAGUGGGAUAAGCAGUGUCUAUCAGCUGAGACUCCGCCUGCAGGGUUAAUUCUGAGAGGCUAAACAGCUGGGUCUGCACAGACAGCAAGCCGCAUCAUGUUUUCAUUUGAUUCCCUUACAAAAUGACAUUAAGGGGAGAGUGAGGCCCAGGAGAAUCGCCUGUCUGGAAAGGCAGCCAGCUUUUCUCUUCUGGACCUGGGGACCUACCUCUGCCCACCACACAGGUGCAGAGGUUGGGAGCUCUGGUGGCAGGGCAACAGAGACACUAAGUGCGGUGCCUGGCCCUGGGGAUGGCGCUUUCCUUCGCUUGUCCCCACAAGCUGCUGCUGGGGAUGCAGCCGUCAGCUCCUGGAGGGCCCUGUCUUCCCGCUGACUGUGGUGCGCCACAGCGCCGUUGCUGCUCUGCCUUUCAAAUCGAUGAGACAAUUAAUUUGGCUCGAAGGGCUCGAGAAGAUGAAAUACGACCGGGUGGCCAUUGCUUCUCAGCAGCCCGGUCCAUCCCCAGCCGUCCAGGAUGAUGAAUGCAGCGAAAUUGCCUUCGAGAGCCAUAAUCACGGGAAACAAGGCCGAGCCCCUCCCUCCACACAAAUCACUCUAAGAAGCUCACACAAUGGUCUCUUUCCUGAUGGCCCAAUUGUCUUGCUGUGUGUCUGGGGACCUUCGAGCUGGGAGCACAGGAGCACAACCAUUUAUUGUUGAAAAGGCCAUCUGUGCGAUUUGAAUACAAAGUGACUCUUUAAAUUCCCCACCCCACCCCCUGCACAUCCUUUGAUCCCAUUUUCUUGUUUUCUUUAUAGUCUCAUGUUCUGGGUCUGUUGAAACUCCCAGUCUCUGCUGCCUGGGUCCUUUGGCAGUUUGGGAAUUGGGACCUGUUGGAAAUAAUGAAGACAUUUAUUUAUGUAUGA
Messenger RNA from Capra hircus (goat), 4689 nucleotides. RefSeq names its product regulator of G-protein signaling 3 (gene RGS3). Gene Ontology annotation, biological process: signal transduction. Gene Ontology annotation, cellular component: plasma membrane; nucleus. Gene Ontology annotation, molecular function: protein binding. The record is from RefSeq and is a predicted model, not a curated record. The coding region runs from base 88 to 1896 and encodes 602 amino acids. The transcript has 18 exons. NCBI's taxonomy places the organism in Eukaryota, Metazoa, Chordata, Mammalia, Artiodactyla, Bovidae.